This is a messenger RNA of Tetrahymena thermophila SB210, 927 nucleotides long. Its product is annotated as DnaJ family C protein. NCBI's taxonomy places the organism in Eukaryota, Ciliophora, Oligohymenophorea, Hymenostomatida, Tetrahymenidae. Gene Ontology annotation, cellular component: endoplasmic reticulum membrane. The record is from RefSeq and is a predicted model, not a curated record. Gene Ontology annotation, biological process: protein folding. The transcript is spliced from 6 exons.
AUGAAAACUCUUUUUUUAGUAAUAAUUAGCGCUAUUUAAAUUUAGUUAGUCAUAAGUGGAGUAGCUAAUGUUUAUUGUGGAGAUAAGAAUUGUUAUGAUAUUUUAGGGAUAUCUAGUUCAGCUACACCUGAAGAGAUAAGAGUAGCGUUUAGGAAACAAUCAAAGGAAUUUCAUCCUGAUAGAAAUCUUCAUAAAGGAAUUGAUACUCAUGCUCAAUAUUAGUUGAUCACUAAGGCUUAUGAAGUUUUGAAAGAUGAAAAUGUUAGACAAAGUUACGAUAGCUAUUUAGCCAAUCCUUCUAAAGGAGAAUAUUAUCAUUAUUACAAUUAUUAUAAAGCAGUUUAUGCUCCUCAAACUAACCCCUUUGUGGUUAUCAUUUGCACUUUACUGUUUUUAUCUUUUUUCUAAUACUUAGCAAGAAAUAAUGCCUAUGAAACUGCUAUUAGAAGUGUAUAAAAAACAGAUAAAUUUAAAUAAGAUGUAAAUAAUUUGCACAGAGAAUAACCUGAAAGAAAAAAAGAAGAAAUAAAGCAAGAAUUAUUAUAGAGAAUAGUGAUAUAAGGAGGUUAAUCUAAAAUAAAGAUUUAGGAGAUUCUUAUUAUUAGAGUUACUUUAUUGCCUUAUUUCAUCUGCAAAUAUUUGUACAAAAAAAUUAGAUGGGUUGUUAGGUACAACAUAUAAAAAAAAGAAUACACUCGUGAAGAUUAAGAAAUUUUAACUAUGUAAUUGUUGAAAAUAAAAGAUUACAGAUGGGAAGGUUUGAAUGAGGAGGAUAAAGAAGAAUUGCUUGAAAAAAAGUUAUGGAUUAAAGAAAAUUAUGCUUAAUAUGUUAAAGAGUAGACUGAAGCUUACGAAAAAAGAAAAGAAGAAUUUUUAAACUCUAAUAAGGGGAAAAAAUAUUUAAGAUACAUGAAGGGUGGAAAGUGA